GAAUGCGCAAGAUUUGUCGAACAAUCUGUGGGCAUCCGCGACUUUGCAAGAUCUUGCGCCAGAGGUGCUGACAACUGUGCCUGCCCUUUCAAGGUACAUACCUGGCAAUGUAGGGGAGAUGAAGGCCCAGGAGGUCUCCAACAGCCUCUGGGCAGCCGCGAAACUGAAGGAUGCUGUACCGGAAGUGCUGGCAGCGGUGCCUGCCCUUGCGGAGCGCAUACCUUCCUUGGCCAAAUACAUGAUUCCUCAAGCGCUUUCGAAUAGCUUGUGGGCCGUGGCGAAGUUGCAAGAUGAUGUGCCAGACGUGCUGAUGGCUGUGUCUGCCCUUGCAGAACAUAUCCCUCGCAAAGUACAGGACAUUUGUCCCCAAGAUUUGUCCAACAAUCUCUGGGCAGCUGCGAAAUUACAAGAUGCCGCUCCUGAGGUGUUGAAGGCCGUGCCUUCUAUAGCAGCGAAUAUACCAGGCAAUGUUGAGGGCAUGGAAUUUCAAGAGGUGUCCAACAGCAUGUGGGCAGCCACGAAACUACAGUAUGCUGUGCCCGAGACGCUGAAGGCUGUGCCUGCGUUGGCAGAGCGCUUGAAGCGCUGUCACGCUAGUGCCUACCUUGCAUGGUAG
This is a messenger RNA of Symbiodinium pilosum, 616 nucleotides long. The record is from the annotation of a GenBank genome assembly. Lineage: Eukaryota; Dinophyceae; Suessiales; Symbiodiniaceae.